This is a messenger RNA of Symbiodinium sp. CCMP2592, 10353 nucleotides long. The record is from the annotation of a GenBank genome assembly. NCBI's taxonomy places the organism in Eukaryota, Dinophyceae, Suessiales, Symbiodiniaceae.
AUGCAGUUCAUGUUCCUUGAUGCGCACGCCUUCAACCAACCAGUUGGCUCAUGGGAUACAUCUAAGGUGGAGAACAUGCACGCAAUGUUUGACAAUGCUUAUGUGUUCAAUCAGCCCAUCCGUUCGUGGAACACGCAAGCAGUGACAGACAUGAGCUGGAUGUUCUCCGGUGCCCGAGCAUUCAACCAGCAGAUUGGCUCAUGGGACGUCUCGGCAGUGACGACUAUGCGUGCCAUGUUCGUGGAUGCGCACGCCUUCAACCAACCACUUGGCUCAUGGGAUACAUCGCAGGUAAAGAGCAUGCGCACAAUGUUUCAGAGUGCGCAUGUGUUCAAUCAGCCCAUCGGUUCGUGGAAUACGGCAGCAGUUACAGACAUGAGCUGGAUGUUCUUCGGUGCCCAAUCAUUCAACCAGCCUAUCGGCUCAUGGGAUAUAUCCUCGGUGACAACCAUGCGUUCAAUGUUUCAGAAAGCUUAUGCGUUCAACCGGCCCAUCGAUUCGUGGAAUACGGCUGCAGUUGCGAACAUGAGUUUUAUGUUCUGGGGUUCUCGCGUGUUCAAUCAGCCCAUUGGUCAGUGGAACACAUCCCAAGUGAAAAGUAUGCUGUCUAUGUUCGAGCAUGCCUAUAAGUUUGACCAGCCCAUUGGAUCCUGGAACACGUUCACCGUCACGGAUAUGAGCAGGAUGUUCCUUCAAGCUACUACUUUUAACCAGCCCAUCGGUUCCUGGGACACAUCGUCGGUGACCAGCAUGAACCGCAUGUUCUAUGCGGCAAAAGCUUUCAAUCAGCCUGUUGGCUCGUGGGAUGUGUCAAAAGUGACAGACAUGCAGGCAGUCUUCUGCCGAGCGAGUCGCUUCAACCAACCCCUCGCCUCCUGGAAUGUGUCUGCCGUUGUGUCGAUGAGUGGAAUGUUUGAGAGAGCACUUGAAUUCAACCGGCCCAUCGGCUCAUGGGAUACUUCAGCCGUGCACGACAUGUCGCUUCUGUUCGCAAGGACGGCUCGAUACAACCAGCCCAUCUCUUCCUGGAACACGUCGGCAGUUACAGACAUGAGCCGGAUGUUCUAUGCUGCCCGUGCCUUCAAUCAGCCCAUGGGUGGCUUGGAUACCUCAGCAGUAACGAACAUGAAAGGAAUGUUCACACUUGCGGCGGCGUUCAACCAGCCCAUCGGGUCCUGGAACACAUCUGCCGUAACAGAUAUGUCUUUCAUGUUUCGUGAUGCGACUGCUUUCGACCAGGCUAUUGGCUCCUGGAGCACAUCAGCCGUUGUCAAGAUGAGGGGCAUGUUCUACGCGGCGGUAGUAUUCAAUCACCCGCUCUCUGCAUGGACUACAUCUUCGGUGGUGGACAUGAACUCGAUGUUUCUCAAGGCCUAUGCCUUCAACCAGCCUCUUCAUUCCUGGGAUACAUCAACUGUAGCAAACAUGAGAGGGAUGUUUGCCGGCGCAGUAUCCUUCAAUCAGCCGCUCGCGUCGUGGAACACAUCAGCGGUGACAGAUAUGAGCUUCAUGUUCCAGAAGGCAUUCGCUUUUGAUCGCUGGAUAGGCUGCUGGGACACAUCAGCUGUGAGGGACAUGCAAGGAAUGUUUUCUGGAGCUUUCGUGUUCAAUCAGCCUCUCGCUACCUGGAAUACUGCAAGCGUGACAGAUAUGAGCGGUAUGUUUGAAACAGCGGUUGCCUUUAAUCAGCCUGUUGGCGAAUGGGAUACCUCGGCUGUUACAGACUUCAGCCACAUGUUUCAUGACGCUUCUUCGUUCAAUCAGCCGCUCUCCUCUUGGCAAACGACGGCUGUGACAGACAUGAAGGGCAUGUUUGACGGUGCUCACACCUUCAACCAGCCUAUCGGCUCGUGGGACACUGCAGCGGUGACCAACAUGCAUGCCAUGUUUCGCCAUGCAUCGGCAUUCAAUCAGCCGCUUGGCUCGUGGGACAUGUCGGCUGUCGUGGAUGCCAGCUACAUGUUCUAUGCUGCAUCUGUUUUUGACCAGCCCCUCGACUCGUGGGAUAUGUCGGCAUUAACGGAUGCAAGCUUCAUGUUUCAGCUUGCCGUUUCGUUCAACCGCGUGAGUGAUGUGGAGGGCUGGCACUCAGCAUCGUCACCCGCGAACCACACAGGCGCGACUCGUUCCUUCUUCAUGCAGGCGAUGGCCAGCUCAACUGACGCCGACGGGUUGUUUCAUCUUGCAGAGAAGUUCGCCCGCCCUCCGUGUCAAACCGGAUUCAGGCCCGUUGCCGGUGUUUGCACCUCCUGCCCACAGGGACAUUACGCAGUGGCCGGCGAGUCCCAAUGUCAGGAAUGCCCAAAGGGAGCCGUUCCCACCGCGGAUCGGGGCAGUUGCAGAGACUGUCGCUUUGGGACCUCUUCCUUUGAGUGUCGGGACUCAUGCGCUUUUCCAUUCAUGUUGUAUGACCACGGCUGUGAGCUUUGGCCAUGGCCGGUUAUGAUUGUCAGUGUCGUGUCCCUCUUCGUGGCUGUGCAGGUCGGGGUGGCCUGGUGGCGUGCGCGUAAAGCUGCGAAGCUCGCUGCCGAGAUCAGGGCUGUGAAGGCGCAGAUGUACGCUGACCUGUGGCAGGAGCAACCGGGCACCGUCGGUGAGUAUUCAGCUCGCUGGGAGAAGCUCGGUGUUGACGAGGCAGAGGUCACCAAGGAGGUGGCAGCAAUGCGGGCACAGCAAAGCAAGAUCGCAGGAGUUAGCAUGCGGUACCUGCUCUCCCAGGAGUUCACAAGUUUGGCCAGGCGGCGAACCGGCAUGAAUGAUCCGACCUUUAUUGACAUGAAGAAAGCCUUCUGGCUAGCGGCGGACCCGAUUGGCGAACAUGUUCAGUGUCCGCGGGAUGGCAAGAUGGGUUGUGCACUUGUGGACUGGAUACCCAAGAAUGAGCGGCGAGCUCAAACACACUUCCUGUCUUGGGUGUGGGGAUACCAUAUGUCGCAGGUACAAAGUGCAUUGAGGAUGUACCGCUUGAGUGCUCAUUCGGCACCUGCAGCUGAGCACAUGUUCUUUUUUAUGUGCUUUUUUGUUAAUAAUCAAUAUAGAAUUAUUGUCGAAGAGACAGCUGCGGGCAGUGAGAACCUUGAGACCAUCUUCGAGGAGAACCUGAAGCGAAGCGGGCAGAUGGUGGCUGUUUUGGACACCUGGCACAAACCAGUGUACCUGAGCAGGAUAUGGACUGUGUACGAGCAGUUCAUGGCUUCCACUCUUCAGAUACCCGUCACGAUUGUGAUGCCAGACUCCGCCAUGACGUCUGUUCAGCAGCAGAUCUCUUGCGGCAAGCAGGGCAUUCAGGAGAUCACGGUUUCCUUGAGCCGUGUCGACUCCGAAAAUGCAGGGGCAUGGAAGAAGGAAGAUGAGGCAAAGGUGAAGGGAAUCAUCGAGGAUACCGUGGGUUUCAGGCACGUCAAUAGUCACGUGACCGAGGUCAUGGUAAGAUGGAUCGGAGACGUGGUCAAGCAUCAGUUUCACGAGUUGAUCCAGCAAGCGCAGGGCAGCCAGCAGUCAGAGAAUUCUAGGCCGAUGAAAGUGAACGCGACCGCCGUCUGUGCAGCCAGCUGCGAACGGCUUAUGUACCUCAGCUUCGUUGGGGCUGCAGAUGCAGUGAACAUGAUGGUGGGGCGUGCUGAUUGCGGUGCACUUCGAAAUCUCAAGGGCUUCAACUUCGUUUUUUUCCCGGACCCCGCACUGCAAAGCCGGCCGCUGCAGAUGCAGCUGGCGCGUGCGCGAGAGCUGCUGGAUAGGGGCACAAAUCCGGCCGGCCACAUCCCCAACCGCAACGUGACCCAGGCGUGGAUCUGCUUCUUGGACAUCGCCAUUGAGGUGGGGCUCGAGUUGCGCGAGGCUGUGGUUGCUUGGGCAAAUGGUUCAGCAGGAAGGAGGGACCUUGCUGCGACAUACGGUGACAUUGCGAACUGGGAUGUUUCUGGCGUGAGCAACAUGAGCGGUUUGUUCCAGGACCUUCCCAUGUUCAACGAAGAUCUCCGUUUGUGGAAUACUUCAUCAGUGACCGAUAUGCGCGGAAUGUUUAAGAACGCACGCGCCUUCAAUCAGCCGAUUGGAGCAUGGGACACAGCAGCUGUCAUGGACAUGAGCAAGAUGUUCGAGAAGGCGCAUGCUUUCAACCAGCCGGUCGGUUCGUGGAACACAUCAGCUGUAACCACCAUGGAGGACAUGUUCUGUGAUGCUCACGCUUUCAACCAACCAGUUGGCUCAUGGGAUACAUCCCAGGUGAAGGACAUGAAUGCAAUGUUUGACAACGCGCACGUGUUCAAUCAGCCCAUCGGUUUGUGGAAUACAUCAGCUGUCACGGACAUGCGGUUCAUGUUCUCCGAUGCUCACGCCUUCAACCAAUCAGUUGGCUCAUGGGAUACAUCUCACGUGAAGAACAUGUCCGCAAUGUUCCAGAACGCUUAUGUGUUGAAUCAGCCCCUCGGUUCGUGGAACACGCAGGCAGUCACCGACAUGGGCUGGAUGUUCUUCGGGGCGCAGGCAUUCAACCAGCCGAUCGGUUCAUGGGAUGUCUCGGCAGUUGCGAGUAUGAAGGCCAUGUUCUGCAAAGCCACUUCUUUCAAUCAGCCUGUGGGCUCGUGGAACACAUCAUCUGUGACCGACAUGGACUCGAUGUUCGAGAAUGCGAAAGCUUUCAACCAGCCCAUCGGUUCCUGGGACACCUCAGCUGUAACUACCAUGCAGUUCAUGUUCUCCGAUGCGCUCGCCUUCAACCAAUCAGUUGGCUCAUGGGAUACAUCUCACGUGAAGAACAUGUUCGCAAUGUUCCAGAACGCUUAUGUGUUGAAUCAGCCCCUCGGUCUGUGGAACACGCAGGCAGUCACCGACAUGGGCUGGAUGUUCUUCGGGGCGCAGGCAUUCAACCAGCCGAUCGGUUCAUGGGAUGUCUCGGCAGUUGCGAGUAUGGAGGCUAUGUUCUGCAGGGCCACUUCAUUCAAUCAGCCUGUGGGCUCGUGGAACACAUCUUCGGUAACAAGCAUGCGUUCAAUGUUCGAGAACGCGAAAGCUUUCAGCCAGCCUAUUGGUGCAUGGGACGUUUCGGCAGUUGCGAGUAUGAAGUCCAUGUUCAUGAAUGCGCAUGCCUUCAACCAACCAGUUGGCUCGUGGAACACAUCUCUGGUGACAAGCAUGCGUUCCAUGUUCGAAGACGUGCAUGCUUUCAAUCAGCCCAUCGGCUCGUGGAAUACGGCAGCAGUUACUGACAUGAGCUGGAUGUUCUUCGGUGCCCAAGCAUUCAACCAGCCGGUCGGUUCAUGGGAUGUCUCGGCAGUUGCGAGUAUGAAGGCCAUGUUCUGCAAGGCCACUUCUUUCAAUCAGCCUGUGGGCUCAUGGAACACAUCUCUGGUAACAAGCAUGCAUUCAAUGUUCGAGAAGGCGAAGGUUUUCAACCAGCCCAUCGGUUCGUGGAAGACAUCAGCUGUAACCACCAUGCGGAACAUGUUCUGGGAUGCUCACGCCUUCAACCAGCCAGUUGGCUCAUGGGAUACAUCCCAGGUGAAGGACAUGAAUGCAAUGUUUGACAACGCGUAUGUGUUCAAUCAGCCCAUCGGCUCGUGGAAUACGGCAGCAGUUACUGACAUGAGCUGGAUGUUCUUCGGUGCCCAAGCAUUCAACCAGCCGGUCGGUUCAUGGGAUGUCUCGGCAGUUGCGAGUAUGAGGGCCAUGUUCUGCAAGGCCACUUCUUUCAAUCAGCCUGUGGGCUCGUGGAACACAUCUCUGGUAACAAGCAUGCGUUCAAUGUUCGAGAAGGCGAAGGUUUUCAACCAGCCCAUCGGUUCGUGGAAGACAUCAGCUGUAACCAGCAUGCAGAACAUGUUCUGGGAAGCUCACGCCUUUAACCAGCCAGUUGGCUCAUGGGAUACAUCCCAGGUGAAGGACAUGAAUGCAAUGUUCGACAACGCGUAUGUGUUCAAUCAGCCCAUCGGUUCGUGGAAUACGGCAGCAGUUACUGACAUGAGCUGGAUGUUCUUCGGUGCCCAAGCAUUCAACCAGCCGGUCGGUUCAUGGGAUGUCUCGGCAGCUGCGAGUAUGAGGGCCAUGUUCUGCAAGGCCACUUCUUUCAAUCAGCCUGUAGGCUCGUGGAACACAUCUCUGGUAACAAGCAUGCGUUCAAUGUUCGAGAAGGCGAAGGUUUUCAACCAGCCCAUCGGUUCGUGGAAGACAUCAGCUGUAACCAGCAUGCAGAACAUGUUCUGGGAUGCUCACGCCUUUAACCAGCCAGUUGGCUCAUGGGAUACAUCCCAGGUGAAGAAAAUGCAUGCAAUGUUUGAAAACGCGUAUGUGUUCAAUCAGCCCAUCGGUUCGUGGAAUACGGCAGCAGUCACUGACAUGAGCUGGAUGUUCUUCGGUGCCCAAGCAUUCAACCAGCCGGUUGGUUCAUGGGAUGUCUCAGCAGUUGCGAGUAUGAGGGCCAUGUUCUGCAAGGCCACUACUUUCAAUCAGCCUGUAGGCUCGUGGAACACAUCUCUGGUAACAAGCAUGCGUUCAAUGUUCGAGAAAGCGAAGGCUUUCAACCAGCCCAUCGGUUCGUGGAAGACAUCAGCUGUAACCACCAUGCGGAACAUCUUCUGGGAUGCUCACGCCUUCAACCAACCAGUUGGCUCAUGGGAUACAUCCCAGGUGAAGGACAUGAAUGCAAUGUUUGACAACGCGUAUGUGUUCAAUCAGCCCAUCGGUUCGUGGAAUACGGCAGCAGUCACUGACAUGAGCUGGAUGUUCUUCGGUGCCCAAGCAUUCAACCAGCCGGUCGGUUCAUGGGAUGUCUCGGCAGCUGCGAGUAUGAGGGCCAUGUUCUGCAAGGCCACUUCUUUCAAUCAGCCUGUAGGCUCGUGGAACACAUCUCUGGUAACAAACAUGCGUUCAAUGUUCGAGAAGGCGAAGGUUUUCAACCAGCCCAUCGGUUCGUGGAAGACAUCAGCUGUAACCACCAUGCAGAACAUGUUCUUGGAUGCUCACGCCUUCAACCAGCCAGUUGGCUCAUGGGAUACAUCCCAGGUGGAGGACAUGAAUGCAAUGUUUGACAACGCGUACGUGUUCAAUCAGCCCAUCGGUUCGUGGAAUACGGCAGCAGUCACUGACAUGAGCUGGAUGUUCUUCGGUGCCCAAGCAUUCAACCAGCCGCUCGGUUCAUGGGAUGUCUCGGCAGUUGCGAGUAUGAGGGCCAUGUUCUGCAAGGCCACUACUUUCAAUCAGCCUGUAGGCUCGUGGAACACAUCUCUGGUAACAAGCAUGCGUUCAAUGUUCGAGAAAGCGAAGGCUUUCAACCAGCCCAUCGGUUCGUGGAAGACAUCAGCUGUAACCACCAUGCAGUUCAUGUUUCUUGAUGCGCGUGCCUUCAACCAACCAGUUGGCUCAUGGGAUACAUCCCAGGUGAAGAACAUGCAUGCAAUGUUUGACAACGCGUAUGUGUUCAAUCAGCCCAUCGGUUCGUGGAAUACGGCAGCAGUCACUGACAUGAGCUGGAUGUUCUUCGGCUAUGUUCUGCAAGGCCACUUCGAAAAUCAGCCUGUGGGCUCAUGGAACACAUCUCUGGUAACAAGCAUGCAUUCAAUAUUCGAGAGGGCGAAUGUGUUCAAUCAGCCCAUCGGCUCGUGGAGUACGGCAGCAGUCACGGAUAUGAGCAGGAUGUUCUUUCAGGCUUAUGACUUCAACCAGCCCAUCGGUUCAUGGGACACAUCGUCGGUGACCAACAUGAACCGGAUGUUCUACGCUGCAAAGGCUUUCAAUCAGCCUGUUGGCUCAUGGGAUGUGUCAAGAGUGACAGACAUGGGGGCUGUCUUCUGCCGAGCGAGUCGCUUCAACCAACCCCUCGCCUCCUGGAAUGUGUCUGCCGUUCUGUCGAUGACUGCAAUGUUUGCGAGAGCACUCGCGUUCAACACGCCCAUUAGCUCAUGGGAUACUGCAGCCGUGCGUGCAAUGUCGCUCAUGUUCAAAAAUGCGGCUGUCUACAACCAGCCCAUCUCUUCCUGGAACACGUCGGCGGUUACUGACAUGAGCGGCAUGUUCUAUGCUGCCCGUGCCUUCAAUCAGCCCAUCGGUGGCUGGGAUACCUCAGCGGUAACGAACAUGAAUGGCAUGUUCACGCUUGCUGCGGCGUUCAACCAGCCCAUCGGGUCCUGGAAUAUAUCUGCCGUAACAGAUAUGUCUUUCAUGUUUCGUGACGCGACUGCUUUCGACCAGGCUCUUGGCUCUUGGAGCACAUCACGUGUUGUCAAGAUGAGGGGCAUGUUCUACGCAGCGGUUGUAUUCAAUCACCCACUCGCUGCAUGGACUACAUCUUCGGUGGUGGACAUGAACUCGAUGUUUCGCAAGGCCUAUUCCUUCAAUCAGCCUCUUCAUUCCUGGGUUACAUCAAAGGUAGCAACCAUGAAGGGGAUGUUUGCCGGCGCGGUGUCCUUCAAUCAGCCGCUCUCGUCAUGGAACACAUCAGCAGUGACAGAUAUGAGCUUCAUGUUCCAGAAGGCCUUCGCGUUUGAUCGCUGGAUAGGCUGCUGGGACACAUCAGCUGUGAGGGACAUGCAGGGAAUGUUUUCUGGAGCUCACGCAUUCAACCAGUCUCUUACUACCUGGGAUACUGCAAAAGUGACAGAUAUGAGCGGUAUGUUUGGAGCAGCAGUUGCCUUUAAUCAGCCUGUUGGCGAAUGGGAUACCUCGGCUGUUACAGACUUCAGCCACAUGUUUCAUGAAGCUUCUUCGUUCAAUCAGCCGCUCUCCUCUUGGCAAACGAGGGCUGUGACAGACAUGCAGAGCAUGUUUGACGGUGCUCACACAUUCAACCAGCCUAUCGGUUCGUGGAACACUGCAGCAGUAACCAACAUGCACGCCAUGUUUCGGCAUGCUUCGGUGUUCAAUCAGCCGCUUGGCUCGUGGGACAUGUCGGCUGUCGUGGAUGCCAGCUACAUGUUCUAUGCUGCAUCUGUUUUUGACCAGCCCCUCGACUCGUGGAAUAUGUCGGCAUUAACGGAUGCAAGCUUCAUGUUUCAGCUUGCCGUUUCGUUCGACCGCGUGAGUGAUGUGGAGGGCUGGCACUCAGCAUCGUCACCCGUGAACCACACGGACACGACUCCUUCCUUCUUCGAGCAGGCGAUGGCCAGAUCAACCAAGACCGACGAGUUUUCUCAUCUUGCAGAGGAGUUCGCCCGCCCGCCGUGUCAAGCCGGAUUCGGGAAUGCCCAAAGGGAGCCGUUCCCACCGCGGAUCGGGGCAGUUGCACGGUAUGACCACGGCUGUGAGCUUUGGCCAUGGCCGGUUAUGAUUGUCAGCGUCGUGUGCCUCUUCGUGGCCGUGCAGGUCGGGGUGGCCUGGUGGCGUGCCCGUAAAGCUGCGAAGCUCGCUGCCGAGAUCAGGGCUGUGAAGGUGCAGAUGUACGAUGACCUGUGGCCGGAGCUCCCGGGCACCGUCGCUGAGUAUUUAGCUCGCUUGGAGAAGCUCGGUGUUGACGAGGCGGAGGUGGCCAAGGAGGUGGCAGCAAUGCGGGCACGGCAAAGCAAGAUCGCAGGAGUUAGCAUGCGGUACCUCCUCUCCCAGGAUUUCACAAGUUUGGCCAGGCAGCGAACCGGCAUGAGUGAUCCGACCUUUAACGACAUGAAGAGAGCCUUCUGGCUGGCCGCGGACCCGAUUGGCGAACAUGUUCAGUGUCCGCGGGAUGGCAAGAUGGGUUGUGCCCUUGUGGACUGGAUACCCAAGGAUGAGCGGCGAGCUCAAACACACUUCCUGUCUUGGGUGUGGGGAUACAAUAUCUCGCAGAUACAAAGUGCAUUGAGGAUGUACCGCUUGAGUGCUCAUCUGGCUGAACACAUGUUCUUUUUUAUGUGCUUUUUUGUUAAUAACCAGUAUAGAAUUAUUGUCGAAGAGAAAGCUGCGGGCAGUGAGAACCUUGAGACCAUCUUCGAGGAGAACCUCAAGCGGAGCGGGCAGAUGGUGGCCAUUUUGGACACCUGGCACAAGCCAGUGUACCUGAGCAGGAUAUGGACUGUGUACGAGCAGUUCAUGGCUUCCACGCUUCAGAUACCCGUCACGAUUGUAAUGCCAGAGUCCGCCAUGACAUCUGUUAAGCAGCAAAUCUCUUGCGGCCAGCAGGGCAUUCAAGAGAUCACGAUAUCCUUGAGCCAUGUCGACUCCGAACAUGCAGGCGCAUGGAAGAGGGAAGAUGAGACGAAGGUGAAGGGCGCCAUCGAGGAGACAGUUGGUUUCAGGCACGUCAACAGUCACGUGACGGAGGUCAUGGUAAGAUGGAUCGGAGACGUGGUCAAGCAUCAGUUUCACGAGUUGAUCCAGCAAGCGCAGGGCAGCCAGCAGUCACAGAAUUCGAGGCCGAUGAAAGAACCUGUGGAGACAGUCACCUUUUAA